AUGCCUCGUCCCCCACGCUCAAAAGUCGCGUCGCGCGUCGCGAAACCCACCAAGCCGAAAGACGCCCCCGCGCCCCAGCAGCCAGCGAAGCCAACCCCAGCGCAAACCAAGGUCAGCAAAGCUGCCAAUAGCUUCAGCGAAGACAGCGAUGGCCUUGUCACAAGAACCAGAUCAACGCGUUCGCAUAGGAAAAUGCCACGGGAGAAGACACCGGAGGUCCAUGACGAGCCAGAGCUCACCAUGACCGGCGCGCUACCGGCUGAAGAGAACACAUAUUUAUCAGCUACCAAGACCCGUACUCCAGCAUCAAAUGCAUCAAAGCAGAUGCGCGCCACAAGAAGCAGUGCGAGGAAAUCGACCGCGCAUUCAUCACCACUGGCUGUAGUUGCUCAAGCACACGAAGAAUCGCAGAUAGAAGAAGAUAGCGGCUAUGGCGAUCUGACAUUCUCAUCUCUCGGUUCCGAUUCCCCAGCCCACGGCACGCGCCCACCAUCAGCCAUCAAGGUCGGUGCAACACCCGCACAUGAGAGAUCGAUACUGGCCUUGAGCAAUUUCAGGCGAAGACCCCGGCAGCCAAGUCUGUUGCGCCAGGUACAACAGACUACCGAUGUGGAGGACAACGAUCAAGACGACCUAGAUAACACCGACAACUUUGACUUUGACGAUUUCCUUCCGCAUGCCGAGUCCACACCCCUUAACGCACGGAAGCAGGCACCGGAGCAGGAGAUUCGGAAUGAUAGCGGCACUCAGAUCUCAAGCUCUGGUUCCCGUGGCACAAAGCGCAAGUUUUCGUCUGUAGUCCAAGUGCCACGCUCGUCACCACCACUGAGUCCACAGUCUGGCGAAGAUGUCGAGUCAGAGCGAUCACCCUCACCGAGCCUGCCAGAAGUAGUUGCAUCACGCGAGGAGAUGAUCGAGCAAACACAAGAGGAUGAGGAGCCACUAAGCGAGACACUUGCGCCCCCCAUGUCGAGUAGUCCGAUACGGGAAGUCUUGAAGCCGCCUCAAACACCAGCGCAGACGCGACCGCGCCGAAGAGGACGACAGGCCAAGACGCCCGUCGUGGAUGAAGACUCAGAAGGCGAGGAGACAGAGACACCUGCGAGAGCUAAGCAGAGGGCCAAAAAGAAAGCAGAGCAAACUAUAUCUGUUGCGCAACUCAAAGCUCUAUUACCACGUCGACGGAACCGCCUGCGGGACCGGGAUGAGUUCGACAUUGAGUCUUCAGACGAUGUCGAGCCUGUGGACUCGGAUCAAGAUGAGCUACAAAUGCCAGCGCGUCGCGUUCGCCAAAAGCAAGGGACUACAAAGUUAGUAUCGCCAAAGGCAGCGACAAAGAAAGCAGCUCGCCCAAAAAAGGGUGCCCCCGCUAAAGUAGCGCAAAAGUCGGGCAGAACAUACAGUCGCAGGAUAUCAUCGGACAAGGAAAAUGAGACUACAGGUCAGAACGAAGCAGACAAUACUGAAGUCUCGGCAAUCGAGCACUCGGAGAAGUUGGCUGCUAUCAGAAGGAAGUUUGAGGAGGUUGAUGCUUUUGAGCUGGAAUUUGAAGAGGUGGAUGCGACGACGAGCUCAAGUCCUUUCCGAUGA
Molecule: messenger RNA, 1590 nt
Organism: Alternaria burnsii
Lineage: Eukaryota; Fungi; Ascomycota; Dothideomycetes; Pleosporales; Pleosporaceae
Exons: 1
Coding region: 1-1590 (529 amino acids)
Source: RefSeq, a predicted model, not a curated record